AUGGGACCUUCUCCGAAUGUCGCAAAAAGCGUGGACCCGCUCAGUGGCUGCAGUAACGACUCCGCCGCUGUUUACCAGGACGCUAAUGGAGUGCCCUGGAGUUUUAUGCUCAAUUAUACCAACAUCUCGUUCGGCACAUAUGGCAACAACAAGUUUUACAUGAUGCAGCUGAUUGAGGACGGCUCAAACUACACGGUCUUUCGCAAAUGGGGACGCGUAGGAGCUAAAAAGCCGCAGCGAGCUCUGGAACAUUACAACUCGUCGUUGAACAAAGCACAAGCUUCAUUUACGAAGAAGUUCUUGGAGAAGAGCGGUAAUGAAUGGCCGCUAUGUGGACCUUUUAAGAUUGUGGAAGGAAAAUAUGUGCUAGUGGAGCUUGACGAUGAAGCGCUAGAAGAAGAAAAGGACGAGCGAGUGAACGAGGAGGAAAAGGAGGAAGAAGUGCUGUCAACAUUGCAUGAGACCAUGCAAGACGUGCUAAAGCUUAUUUGUGAUGCCGAUUUGAUCGCAAAAGAAGUGGCAAACAUGAACCUCGACUUGGAGCGACUCCCCUUAGGCAAGCUUUCAAAACGUCAGAUCUCACAGGGGUAUGCUUUACUGCAACAGCUAUCAGCGGCGCUCAAGGAGAUUGAAGACCUAAGCAAGACCGUUGCAGACACAGUGAAAGAUGUUCCGAAAACGCGCCGAUCCACUCGAGUCAAGCAGCCGGCCAACCCGCAUGCUGCCCAACUCUGUCGCUUGAAAACCAGUCUCAAAGCGCUCUCAAGCGACUUUUACACGCUCAUUCCACACGAUUUCGGUCGGAGGUUGCCGCCUUUAAUUGAUUCCUUGGAUGAAGUGAAGCUGAAGCUUGACUUGCUAGAGGUGUUAGCGGACAUUGAAAUUUCGCAAAAGCUGCAGGCUGAAAAGAAGAAGAACGCAAAGACUCGCGAUGGUACCAAGUUAAACUCCCUCGAUGUGCAGUACAACCUUUUGAACAUCAGAAUGGACACUCUGCCGGAAUCGACGGACGAAUUCAAGAUCAUUGAAAGAUACGUCAAGACUACACAUGCUCCGACCCAUGUGCAGUAUAAACUUCGCAUCAAAUCGGUUGUUCAGAUUGCUCGUCCUGAUGAAGAGAAGUAUUCAGACGUUUUCAAGUCUGUUGAUAACCACAAGUUGCUAUGGCACGGAUCACGCUUGUCAAACGUUGCGGGUAUUUUGUCGAAAGGGCUUCGUGUUGCCCCGCCUGAAGCUCCCAACAAUGGGUACAUGUUCGGUAAAGGUAUCUACUUUGCUGACUCGGUGUCCAAGUCUGCAAACUAUUGCUGGACAUCGCCACAGAAUCCAAAGGGUGUGCUCAUUUUAGCUGAAGUGGCUUUGGGAACUACUUACGAAGCGCGAGAAGCGGAAGAUUUGACAUACACCACGUUGAAGACGACUAAAGGAUGUGAUAGCACGUUAGGAGUCGGUCGAAUGGCGGCUCCUGUCGAAAACUACGAGACCAUUGAUCAUGACGUGAUAGUUCCUGUCGGCGAGUUUGUGCCCUCCGAAAAAGACGGCGCACUGCUGUACAACGAGUUUAUUGUGUAUUGCCAGGAGCAAGUGAAGUUGCGCUAUCUUGUCAGCCUUGACUUUCUCUACGAGCAGGAGGACGAGGACUAA
Peronospora matthiolae is the source of this 1644-nucleotide messenger RNA. The record is from the annotation of a GenBank genome assembly. NCBI's taxonomy places the organism in Eukaryota, Oomycota, Peronosporomycetes, Peronosporales, Peronosporaceae.